This is a messenger RNA of Sitophilus oryzae (rice weevil), 1397 nucleotides long. Its product is annotated as sphingosine-1-phosphate phosphatase 2-like. Bases 205 to 1332 code for a protein of 375 amino acids. The transcript has 4 exons. Lineage: Eukaryota; Metazoa; Arthropoda; Insecta; Coleoptera; Curculionidae. The record is from RefSeq and is a predicted model, not a curated record. Gene Ontology annotation, cellular component: endoplasmic reticulum membrane. Gene Ontology annotation, biological process: phospholipid dephosphorylation; sphingosine metabolic process. Gene Ontology annotation, molecular function: sphingosine-1-phosphate phosphatase activity.
GUAUACUGCAUUGCGGAUUGCAGAAUUACUUUACCAGUUUCUGUAUGUUCUUGUCAAAUAUUAUAAAAUUAAAAUAUACAGAAACUGUUUUAUCUAAAUAUAAUCAAUUUCUCGGAAAGUUCAAACAUUGCCUCAAGUGUGACGGUGACGUGAUUUUAGAAUAAGUUAAAAAAUAGUUCAAUUUAAAGAAGAGUUUGGGAGAACAUGGAGAGAUUGGGAGACCCAGUUUUGGUGGCAAAAAUUCAAAAAUUUUUUGGAGUUGAUACAAACUUUAAUAAAGCUUCUAGUCAAAAAAGUGAUAAGCCGUCUGGAGCAAAAUCAACAGAGAAGUUUGUAAUUAGGAAUAAAUUCUGGUACUAUUUAUUUUUAUUUGGAACUGCAUUAGGAGAUGAAGUGUUCUAUACAGGAUUUAUCCCAUUUUGGUUCUGGAAUAUUGAUGGAGCUGUCGGAAGAAGAGUAGUUUUGGUGUGGACACUUGUUAUGUAUAUAGGUCAAGGAAUUAAAGAUCUGAUUAGGUGGCCACGUCCAGGUCCCCCAGUAGUACAGCUACAAAGCAAAUGGGCACUUGAAUAUGGUUUUCCAUCUACCCACGCAAUGGUCGGUGUUUCCAUCCCAUUUUCAGUAUUACUAUUUACCAUUAAUCGUUAUCAAUACGAUGUACCACUUGGUUUAGCAGCAGCUAUAACAUGGUGUAGCAUUAUUUGCUUGAGUAGGCUAUAUCUAGGAAUGCAUACAGUUUUGGAUAUAUUAGCAGGAUUACUAUUGGCUGUGGUACUUAUGGUUCCUCUAGUGCCAGCUGUAGAUUAUUUUGAUAAUUACAUACUGACUAAUCCAACAUCACCAGUAUUACUGUUAACUUUGUCUAUUUUAAUGAUUAUAUAUUAUCCGAAUAGUGGCAAAUGGACACCAACAAGGGGUGACACUACAAUGAUUAUCUCAGUGUGCGUAGGCGUAUUAACAGGUGCCUGGUUAAACUACCAAUCCGGCUUUAUGACAACUUCAGAUCUUCCUCUACCCCGAGUCAUCAUGUGGCCCUCAUGGACAAUGUGGGGCUGUCUAGUUCUCAGGACACUGAUUGGCUUCUUUUUUGUGUUCUUAACUCGCCAAAUCACUAAACCUCUUUCUUACAGUUUUAUAUGUACAAUAUUGAAGAAAGAUGAACAGGAACUGAAGCAAUCAGAGAACACUUGGGCAAACAAACACAAAACAAUAGCUGAACUUGGUUGUAAGUUUGUUACGUGUGCCAUGAUCGGAUUUAAUAUUAUGUACCUUCUACCUCAGUUAUUUAAGUUUUUGCGUAUUGAAAGACCAACAUUUUUUACUGAAAUAUAAUAGUUUACUAAUUUUUUUUUCUUAAGUUUAAUUUUUUUUUGCUCAUUAAAAAAAGAAUUUAUUAA